This is a messenger RNA of Anguilla rostrata (American eel), 2284 nucleotides long. RefSeq lists its product as uncharacterized. The record is from RefSeq and is a predicted model, not a curated record. Lineage: Eukaryota; Metazoa; Chordata; Actinopteri; Anguilliformes; Anguillidae. The coding region runs from base 109 to 741 and encodes 210 amino acids. The transcript is spliced from 6 exons.
CCUGUGUGUAGCCUGAGCGUGAGAGAAGAGAGCAUCGCCCUGCAUCCUCGUUGUACAGUAAACUCUCCUCAUUACGCUUCAUGAAAACAGGCUUCUCGUGACGAGAACAUGUUAGAAUUCUUUUUGCACCUGCUUUUUCUCUUCUGCCUGGGUCGAUACGCAGAUUGUCAAGAUACUCGAGUGAUCUUGGAUGGGAAACCAGCGAGAAUACCGUGCGAUUUAACGAAUCCUGCCACUGUCCUUUGGUUCCGAGUAGGGAACACGGGGAUGGACGUCAUAGGAUUUAUCGACAGCAAAGGAGUGAAUCAUAACCGCGCGGACGGUAGCUCCACUAUCAUGAGAAAGGAGGACAUAACAAUUAAAGAUUUCAACAAGAAGCGCGACAGCGGAGUCUACGGCUGCUUGACGACAAGCGGUCAGAAAUUAUUAUUUGGGAAGACCUCUACCCUCGAUGGACCUCCUGACCCAACCACCAUGACAACUCCUCUAGUGACGACUGCCCCUCCACCUAGCACCACUACAACUCCCUGUCCCUGCAAAACAUUGAGGAAGCCUGAUUCCCGUGGCAGCUGUGAAGUGGCCAUCUUGGCCCCAUUGGUGGUCGGCUGCAUCCUCCUCUUUCUCAUCCUCAUCCUCACCAUCCGCCACUGCAGCCGCAUUAGAACGAGAGGGUGCCCACACCACUACAAGCAAAGGAAGCCCACACAAGCCAACACUGCCAAGCCCGGGAGAUAUAUCUAGCUGCCAACAGCAACCUCGUCUGCACAGGCAAGGAGACUGAGCGCGUGUUUGACUGAAUAAUGAGAGUGACGCACCUGAGAAAUAUAGAAACAUAUUCCUCUUAUAUUGAGAACUGACAUAUCUAUUCAUCUUUAGCAUUGUGAAAAAAGCUCUUCUUUAAUAAUAAUAGUAGUAGUAGUAGUAGUAAUAAUAAUAAUAAUAAUAAUAAUAAUAAUAUUCUCAAGAGAAGAUGAGAUGGGUGUUCAUAGGAUUCUGAGGGUGUUAUUAGAGCUUAAUUUCUGUUACCUUGCAUAUUGUUCAUUAUUUUAGAAAGGCAAAUAUUUGGAUUACUGUAAAUAUAAUUCAUUUUGCUGUAAAUGUUUAAUAUAUUUAAAUCUUUUAUUGUCGCUCGUGAUAGUUUGUUUUAAAAGGAUAGUGCAAGAUGUAGACUGGCAACAGAUGUAGUUCCUGCAAGUCACGUUUACUUGGUUUUGCAACUGAACAAUAUCCUUCAACCAUGGAGUGUGCCAGUGCACACUCUUUGAAGUAUUUCCCAUUCUGCUUUGUCAUACUUCAUUUCAGUGAUUUCUCAGGAAUAAUAAAGGCUUUUUGUUGGAUGUUUCACAGUGUAGUACAUUCUGUAGUUCUGUAGUUUUUGCAUUUCUUCAAACAAAUGUAAAUUGCACUGGGUGCCGUGAAUUGCUUGAUAUGGUACUGUGGCUGGUUGUUAAAGUGUACUAUUGUUAUAUAGCCAUAUAUGUGUUGGUAAAAGACAAAUUUUGAGCAUGCAAGGAACCAGGAUAGAUGGAUUAGAAAUAAGAGUCUAUAAAUCAGGGUACUGAAUGAGCAGUAUUGCAAGUAUUUCAUUUUUGACACACAAAACUUCAGUGAAAUGUUCAAAUGUAAUCAGACAUGCAUUUUUUAUGUUUUCUUUAUGUGGUACAUGAUUGCACAUACAGCUGUUCAAAUUCCUGCAUGUGACCGUAAUUUCAUAUUCACAAACAUUAAUGUAUGUUUUCUACAUUGACCCGCAUAAUUUCUUGUGUUGUUUCAUGAAUAGAUCUGCUUGAUUAAUUCUGAAAUUAGCCCUCUUGUAUUGCAAAUAUGAAUUGCUAUCUCAAGGUGAGGUCACUAUACAUGUACAUCAUAAACAAAAACCUACAUAAACAAACAGACAACUGUAUUCCUUUUUGUUUUUUCCAUUUUUAUAAAACAUUUUGAAAUCCAUCUGUUCCAUAAACACCGUCAUUAAAGCAAAAGUACCCACAACCGUUCAACAAAAACAAUGUAAUUUCUAAAAUGUUUUUUUUUUUUUUUUGUCGUGAAAUCUUGUUUAGCAAUUGCUGUCAAAGCACUUUCUAUGUCAACCUUAUAUCUCAGCAGUGUCUUAAAGGAGGCUUCUACAGGGUAAAAUGCUCUUGGGGUGUCUAUGGGAGAAACUAUUAAACAAGUUUAGACAAGAUGCAGUUAACAAAAAGACAAGUUUGAAAGAAUUCCAGAACACACCCCUAGCCUAAAGUUCCAUGAAAACAGACAAAGCAAUUAUCAUUAACCAUUAGGCCAA